This is a messenger RNA of Punica granatum (pomegranate), 2497 nucleotides long. Lineage: Eukaryota; Viridiplantae; Streptophyta; Magnoliopsida; Myrtales; Lythraceae. The record is from RefSeq and is a predicted model, not a curated record.
AGUGAGAGUAUUCUUUUCUUCUUUCUUCUUCGACUAGCAUAUAUAUAUAUAUAUACUCUACCCAACUCUACUAUGUUGUGCUAUGCUAUCAACGAGUGAUGUGAUUCAGACUAGUGUAGCGGAGAGCAGCGAAACCCACCCAACCCCACCUACAUACGUAUAUAUACAUAAUAUAUUCUUAGAAGGCUUCUUCUGCUGCUGAGGGAGAAGGACUGAAAGAUGCCAAGGCCCGGCCCCAGACCUUACGAGUGCGUCCGCCGAGCUUGGCACAGCGACAGACACCAACCCAUCCGAGGUUCCAUCAUUCAGCAGAUUUUCAGGGUGGCUCAUCAAACUCACACCUCAUCCACCAUGAAGAACCGGGAAUGGCAGAGCAAGCUCCCCGCCGUCGUCCUCAGAGCUGAGGAAAUCAUGUACUCCAAAGCUAAUUCCGAGGCCGAGUACUCCAAUCCUGACACUCUCUGGGACCGACUCAAUGAUGCCAUCAACACCAUCAUCAGGAGAGAUGAAACCACUGAAACUGGUGAACUUUUGCCCCCUUGUGUUGAAGCUGCUCUGAAUUUGGGGUGUGUUCCCCAGAGAGCUUCGAGAAGCCAACGCCAUAAUAACCCAAGAAUUUACCUUACGCCAAGACCACAAGGGCCUCCUCCUCCUCCUCCUGACCCUUGUAGGAGUUCAGAUAAUCAUUAUCAUAAUCAUAAUCACAAUAAUAAGUCUGCUAAUGACAGGUCCCCUCAGUUCCCCCCUGUUGUUCCCCCUGACAACCGUUCAAGAUUCAUGAGAUCUGAAGCUGUGAACUCAGGCCUUCUUGUGUCAGAUUCCAACAGUGAUAGUCUAGCUUCGCCUUGCCACUUCCAGUUCCAGCAGCCUUUGUCUGAGAGUUGUCCUCAUGGUUGUAACCAUAACCAGUUGAUGAACCUGGGUUCAGUUUACCCAUUGUACUAUGGAACUAACUUUAAAGUUCAGCAGGAGUCUCUGUCGAGCUUCCAGAUCCUGGACCGACCACAUUCUGAUUCCGUCAUUGCUGGCACACCAGUCAGAACCUUUACGAUGGAGCCUGCUGAUAUUCGUAUCUUGCACAACCAUUUUGCCUCUCAGACGAAUGCUGAAAACAUUUCAACCGCUAUUGCUGUUGCUGGAUCAGAUUUCAGGAGAACUGAACCCAAGUCUAUUGGGAAGGAGUGUGAUUUGUCUUUACGAUUGGGCAUACCAUCAGCAUCAAGUACAAUCAUGGAAAGCAAUUCAGCUCAGGAAAGAAGAGACCCCAGGUUAGAUGGUUCCCAAGAGGGACCGCGAAUGAACAGAGAGUACACUUUCUUGCCUCUGGAAAGUUCUGUCUAUUCCUCCAAUUGUUGUUCAAGUAAGCGGUCUUCUGAAGAUGGAGAUAGGCAUCUUUUGGCAACCGUUAGAAAGCGCAGGGCAAUAUUUGACGACUCUCAAGAGAAUGUGCCAUAUGUUAGUCAACCUGAGCUUCCAUCAAAUUGGUAUAACGACGGUCGAGCUGAAGGACCAGGGACCUAGACAUAUUCCACGUUGGUACGAAUGCGUUGAAUGUAUUGGAAAACUCCUGCCAUUUACCUGUUCUUGGCUGCAAGUUCAGUUCGUAAGAGACAGUAAAUAAUCGAACUGAAGGGCCAGGGACCAAGACAACUCGUGCUAUUUACCUGUUCUUAGCUGCAAGUUAAAUUCAUAGGAGGCAGUAAACGCGAAUAAUUUUGAGCUCACAACUUCUGAUUGGUUGCUAAGGUCGAUGGUGUUGGGCCUCCUUCACCAUUUCCAAUAUAUCUUGAGGGUGGAACUCCUCAGGCUUCAUAUUAGAUGCAGCUUAUCCACGUAUGUUAUUAAAAUAUGCAUUGGCAAUGAAGUUUGUCUCUUGUGGAUAGCCUGAGAUGUCAUUCUUGAGCAUCUCUACAGCGUGCAAUUGGCUUGUUGUUGGACUGAUGUAAGGUGGUCUCUGAUACUUGUGACUGCCAGUUCGUAUUUAUCUGAAGAGUUCAUGAGCUUAUUGUUCUCAUAAGAAGGGAAGGAUCAAGAGAGGGGAUCUUCCGGAACAUCCAGAGUUACAGCAUCAAAAAAUGCACGGGCUGUCGGGAUUGACAGAAGUUCCGAGGGCGUGCACUCUGAGGUCUGAAAUUCCUGGCUUUCAAAGUUGGUAGGUCAUCAAGAUCCCAGAGAUAAACUGAAUGGACAAAACGGGGCGGCGAAAACAAUCCUAGUUUAUCCAGGACAGCUGCUGCGACUGCUGAAGAAUUCUCCGAUUUAAUUUUCCUCCCUCAUUUGUAUGCGUUAGGGGAGGUCCUUUUUUUUCCCUAUUUUUUCGUCUAGAGCUUCUUAUGCUUAUUGGACUUAGUGACUAAGAUUUAUGCCUGAUCAAAUGGAAAUUUUUCAACAGGUAGAUACAGGACAUAUUGUCGGUGACGUUCUUGAGUGAAAUGUUAACAAAGUGGUCGUAUCACAUGUUUUGCCCACUUUAUGGGUUGUGUUUCUCUCGGAUCAA